Messenger RNA from Dryobates pubescens (Downy woodpecker), 3932 nucleotides. RefSeq names its product mitogen-activated protein kinase kinase kinase 14 (gene MAP3K14). Gene Ontology annotation, biological process: protein phosphorylation; positive regulation of canonical NF-kappaB signal transduction. Bases 99 to 2924 code for a protein of 941 amino acids. Gene Ontology annotation, molecular function: ATP binding; protein serine/threonine kinase activity. The record is from RefSeq and is a predicted model, not a curated record. The transcript has 16 exons. NCBI's taxonomy places the organism in Eukaryota, Metazoa, Chordata, Aves, Piciformes, Picidae.
CGCCGCCUGUCAGUGAGCGGGGCGCCGCUGGGGAGGCCUGAGGGGUAGCGCGGGGCCGUGGCGCGCUGGGCUCCAGCGUGACUCUCUGAACCUGUGAGAUGGCUGUGAUGGGAAUUACCUGCCAGGCAGCUCCUGAGCCAGCCUUCAAGCAGAAGAAGGAGCUCACAGGCAGCAAGGGGCUGAAGGAGGCAGCAAGUGAAAAGCAGAGCAGUGUCUGCAAAGUGGAGGAUUCAAAGAAGGUCAUCUUCCACAGUCAGUGGAAAAUCCUCAAUGAUGUCAUCACCAAAGGAACAGCAAAAGAAGAAACAGAAGGAGGCUGUGCAUCAAUUUCUAUUAUUGCCCAAGCAGAGUGUGAGAACAGUCAGGAGUUCAGCCCUACCUUGUCAGAGAGAUCCUUCAUUGCUCACAGCAAGCGUUACAGCCGCUCAGACAGCCUCGACCAAAUCCCCAACAAUGUUGCCCACGCCACGGAGGGGAAGAUGGCACCGCGGCGGGGCCGGCGGCGCGGCAGGGCCAGGAGGAAGCGCCACAAGAAGAGAGCCAAGCUGAAAGCACAGACAGGGGCUGCUGCCAGGAGGGCUCCCAGAACUCCAGAGCAAGAGAGCUGCACUCCAAUUCCUGUCCAGGAGGAUGAGUCACACCCAAACACUCUUUACAGAAACAGUUUCUGGGCUUCAGAAUUCACCAAGGGCUUGGUUCAUGAUCCACUGCCAUUUGAGAAAGCAGGGCAAGUGCUGCCCACCCUCAAGCCCCCCUCCCCGAGGAGCCAGUACAAAGCCGAGCUGCACAAGCUGAUAAGCCCCAUUCAGUGCCUUAACCAUGUUUGGAAGCAGCAGGCCCAGAGGGACAGUGUCCCCCAGCCUGAAACUCUCCAUCCUUUUCCCUACAACAUCAUCCCCCCUCAUGUCCCACCCCUGGAGAGCCCUCUGCAUGCCCUGAAGCACAGUGCUCUGGAGCCUUACUUCCACGGGGAGCUCGGCUAUCGGGAGAGCCAGCAUCGCUUCUCUGGCCUCAGCCUCGAGUACAGCUUCCCCAAAUGUGCCACCCAGUCCAUCCCAACCAGCUCAGACAAGAUUUCUGUGGAGGAAUACUUGGUGGAUGCCUUGAAGGGGAGUGUGAGCCUUGGUGAGCCACAGAACUUAGCCAGCCUGGCCAAGACGUGGCGAGGAGGUGCUCUGGACCCGAAGGAGCAGUUUGAUGAAGCAGAUGAAAACGAAGGGGUGCUGCUGAAUGAGAAGCUGAAGCCAGUGGACUAUGAGUACCGAGAGGAGGUUCACUGGACCAAGUGCCAUGGCUCUCUGGGCAUUGGCUCCUUUGGAGAGGUGUACAAAAUAGAGGACAAACAGACAGGAUUUCAGUGUGCUGCCAAGAAGGUGCAAGUGGAACACUUCCGUGCCGAGGAGCUCACCACCUGCGCUGCCCUCACCAGCCCCAGCGUUGUGCCCCUCUAUGGAGCUGUGAAGGAAGGACCUUGGGUGACCAUCUUCAUGAAGCUGAUGGAGGGUGGCUCCUUAGGACAACUAAUCAAACAGAGUGGCUGCCUGCCAGAGGACAGAGCCCUCAGUUACCUGGGCCAGGCACUGGAGGGCUUGGAGUAUCUUCAUGCUCAAAACAUCCUCCAUGGAGAUGUGAAAGCGGAGAACGUGCUGCUGUCCGACGACGGGAGCAGAGCUCUGCUGUGUGACUUUGGCCACUCUGCUCACCUCCACCCUGAUGGCCUGGGGAAGUGCUUGGUCACAGGGAACUACGUGCCUGGCACGGAGACGCACAUGGCGCCCGAGGUGGUGAUGGGCAAGCGCUGCGACUCCAAGGUGGACAUCUGGAGCAGCUGCUGUAUGAUGCUUCAUAUGCUCAAUGGCUGCCACCCUUGGACCCAGUAUUACAAUCACCCACUGUGCCUCAAGAUAGCUAAAGAGCCACCUCCUCUGAGGGAAAUUCCACCUUCCUGCAACCCUCUCACUGCUGAGAUUAUCAAAAUGGGGCUGGAGAAGGAGCCUGUGCAGAGAGCAUCAGCCUCAGAGCUCAAAACCAAGGCCAGUGUCGCGCUUGAAGAAGUGGGAGGUGUGACAAGCCCCUGGAAAGGUGAAUACAGAGAGCCCAGGCAUUUCUCUCUGCACAAAGACAACAACCCACAGACCUCCCUGUCCCCCACAGUGAGCCCAGUUUCUGAGACUGCUUCUGACCCCAAACUGCCAGACAAAGUGUCCUGUGCAAGCCCAGUCCUCCCACCAGCAUCCCUGGAGCAAACAGAGGAGGUGGAGGGGACCUCUUGGAACAUGUGCAAGGAGUUACCAGAGGCCUGGGACCCUCCACCUCUCUCCUCCACUCCUCUCCCCCUGAAGAGCUGCAGCCAUGUGGAGAGAGCCACAACCAUUUCAGAGCAAGAGCUUCAGCAGCUGGAAAUAGAGCUCUUUCUGAACAGCCUGUCCCAGCCCUACUCCCUGGAGGAGCAAGAGCAAAUGCUGUCCUGCCUCAGCAUCGACAGCCCCUUCGUGUCGGACGCCAGCGAGAGGAACUCCAUGAAGGCUUCCCAUAGCCUGAGGGACACGAUGAGCUCUGGGAUUCACUCCUGGAGCAGCCAGGCCGAGGGGCAGAGCUGCAGCUGGAACAACCUGCGGAGCCGCGGCCGGCACGCCGACACCCCCAGCUGCUUCAACGGAGUCAAAAUCCAGAUCCAGCUGCUAAGUGGAGAGAAUUUGCACAUCAGGGAUUUCCACAGGACAAAGGUGGGAGACAUUGCCACUGGGAUCAGCAGCCAGAUCCCAGUCCCUGCUUUCAGCCUGGUCACUAAAGAAGGGCAGCCAGUUCACUAUGACAUGGAGGUGCCAGACUCCGGGAUCGAGCUGCAGUGCACCCUGGCCCCCGACUGCAGCGUCAGCUGGAGCUGGCGAGUCAAGCACGGCCAGCUGGAGAACAGGCCAUGAAGCCAGCCCUGCCUUGGAGGGUUUGACCUUGGCAGAAGAAGGAAUUGCAGAAGCUUCCAAGCACCCCUGCCCUGGAGCACCAGGAGCAGCUGCUGGUGUGUUGUGCUGCAGUAGGAUAGCGGUCAGCAGCUCGCUGCUCUCGGGCCUCACUUCUGUCGUCUGCUCUGAUCCUGGCUCCAAGACACCUCCUGAGCUUAGAUGUUCCCCAGGAGAGUGGGAAUGACUUGUUUGGGUGUGAGUGUUAGGCUGAGCUUGAGACUGGUGGGUGGAAAUUCCUGCUUUGCAGAGGAAUCUGAUUGUGCUUCCCAGGAGAAGAGGGGGAUGGGGAGAGAGCUGCUGCUCCUCAGGCGCUGAGGCGAAGCCUGGGGGCUUGCCCGAGGGAGGAGGUUCAGGGCAUCUUCGGGGUGCUGGCUGUGGGUGGCUGUGCUGAGGGGAGCUGGCUGGCUUCCUUCUAGCUGCAGGAGAAGCUUCACGUUUCUGGAGGCUCUGGGUAGCAUCAUCUCUACCUCAAGCCUUUUGCAGGGGGGGAAAUCAACAGCAGUGAGUGGCUGGGUUCCUGGUUUCACCUCCCACCCUUCCCCGCAGAGACUUCCUCCUUCAGUCAGAAGAGAACUUUGUUCCCAGAAAGAGCUCUGCCUGCAGCUCUCAUCUGCAGCCCUCCUCCCGACUCAGGGGCUGCUGCUCACUCUCUGCUGUUGCUGCUGACAUUGGCUGGCAGGAGGGGCAGGAGAGGGGUUGGUGGGCAGGUGGAGGGCUUGCAUUCCUCCAUCCUCCCUGCACCACUGGCCUGGGAUGUGGGGAGGUGAACUGCCCCGUGCUGGCAGCUCCCCUUGGAGGGGCAGGGGGCAGCAGCUCUGUCAGCUUGGACAAGGUCUGAGUGUGGAGCUGGCUGGUGGAGGCCAGGAGCCCAGCUGUGUGUGGUGUGUGAGCCCAGCCCACCGAGGGCCUGGCCCCAGGCUUCCUGCUGCUCCCCUGGCAGCACAAUGUGCUGAGGGGCUGUGGUGAGCA